UCAGGUGGAGGGAGUCGAGGCGCUCAAAACGCAGCCGUGUCCCGGCGCCCCGAGCUGCGAUGAGCACCCCAGCCGUGCCCUGCGACCUGCAGCUGCCCCCGAGUCAGAGGGCCCAGUCCGCGUUCAGAGAGCAAAGAAGACAAAAACUCAAGGAACAACUCUUAAAAAGAAAAUCUUUUUUUGCAACCAAACAGGAAAAUCGGAUAUUAUCCAGUAGUAGGGACCAGAAAGUGAUGACAUCUGAGGGCCAGGUCCAAGAAGAGACAAAAGCACUGAAACUGAAAACAAAAAUGGCUAAUAAAGAAAAUGUCAGUAGACCUACAGGAAGCAAAAAUAAUUUGACAAUGGGAAAAAAUUGUAUUCCUUUAAAACCUUCUAAUGAAUUAACCCAUUCAACUUUAGCAACGGAUACACAUAAUUUUGAGGAUCAUAAUCAAACUCUGCAGUUGUUACCAAUUAAAGAUGAUACCCAAAAUCAACAUAUGACAUUAAGCCAAGCAUUUCACUUCAAAAACAAUAGUAAAAAGAAACAAAUGACUACGGAAAGACCCAAGCAAGAUGCUAACAUGCCCAAGAAACAUGUGCUUGGAUCUUAUCGUGGCCAAAUUGUUCAGUCUAAGAUUAAUUCAUUUAGAAAACCUCUGCAAGUCAAAGGUGAGAGUUCUGCAACAACAAAGGAACUUGCAACUACUGUCUCUAAAGCCACUAAGCCUCAGCCUGUCAACACCAGCAGUGUCCCAGUGGAUACUGGCAGAGCCUCAUCUGUGAUGACGACUACUAAAUUUGUGAGCACUACAUCUCGGAACAGACAACUUCUGCGACCUCCUAUUAGAAGUCACCAUGAUAAUACCCAAAACACCAUGAGGCAAGGCAUCAGCAGAAGCUCUGCCAAUGUUACCUUUCAGAAAGGGCCUCAUGAGAAAGAAUUAUUAAAAGUAAAUUCAGUUUUAUCCAGUGUCAAAACCAGUUCUCAGGAUGUAAAAAGAAGUAAGACACUGUCAAGAAGCAUGACAUCUGAAAUUGUAGUCAGGCCUGCUUCCAAUACCAAGAUGAUAGAAAAGUCAAAAACCACUGACCAGCGCAGACAUACUAUAGCAAAAGCAGCUAUUGAUAGUAGAUUGGCUCAGCCCAAAGAAACUGCAGAAGAGAGAAAAGCUCGUCUGAAUGAGUGGAAAGCUAGCAAAGGAAAAGUGCUGAAAAGACCUCCCAACUCAGUAGUUACCCAGCCUGAGCCCAAAGACCAAAGUGAAAGGCCUGUUGGGUCCUUUUGGACAACCAUGGCAGAAGAAGAUGAACAACGGUUAUUUACUGAAAAAGUAAACAAGAUGUUUUCUGAAUGCCUAAACCUGAUUAAUGAGGGAUGCCCAAAAGAAGAAAUAUUGGUCACCCUGAAUGACUUGAUUAAAAAUAUUCCAGAUGCCAAAAAACUUGUUAAAUAUUGGAUAUGCCUUGCACGUAUUGAACCACUCACGAGUCCUAUUGAAAAUAUUAUCACAAUCUAUGAGGAGGCCAUUCUGGCAGGAGCUCAGCCCAUAGAAGAAAUGCGACAUGCAAUUGCAGAUAUUCUAACAAUGAAGAGUCAAGAAAACUUUAAAUUUGGAGAACAUAUUGAGGAGGCUUGCGCAACCAAGGACCAAACCCAGGAAGUCAACGUUGAAGAUAUAGAUGUUAGCCUAGAGUCAGGGAGACUGGAAAUGGAAAAUAAACAUCAUAGAAGUGUGGUAUUUCAAGAUUGUGAAAAAGAGCAAGGUGACAAGACAAAAGAUGCAACCAAUGAUGUUAAAACCCCCAGUACAGAAACAAGGGCGGGUUGCUUGAUUAAAUACAAUGUGUCUGCUACACCAUACUUGCAAAGUGUAAAAAAGAAGAUACAAUUUGAUGAAACAAAUUCUACAUUUAAAGAGCUGAAGUUUCUAACACCAGUUAGACGUUCUCGCCGUCUUCAAGAGAAGACUUCUAAAUUGCCAGAUAUGUUAAAGGACCAUUAUCCGUGUGUGUCUUCGUUGGAACAGUUAACAGAGUUGGGAAGUGAAACUGAUGCUUUUGUAUGCCGCCCUAACGCAGCACUGUGCCGGAUGUACUCAGAGUCCGAAAUAACAGAAGAGAAAUAAAGCUACAAGAAGGAAUGAGGUGGUGGUUAUACCUGCAGUAUUUUGUUUGUUGUGGCUUUGUAUGUCUCUUAGGUGAGGAGCUGGUCAAGUAUCUUAAGUAUUCGUGGCAGUGAGCUCUUUACUAACAUUCACAUUAUAGCAGGUGUUGCCUUCUAGGCAUCAGAAAGCUAAUCCUACCUUGUCAGUCUCAACAAACUGAGUUCUUCUCUAAGACAGGUAAAUUUUGUCAACUAGUUUACUAUGUUUCUUAAAUAUAAACAGG
Messenger RNA from Equus quagga, 2373 nucleotides. Its product is annotated as cytoskeleton-associated protein 2-like. The coding region runs from base 60 to 2111 and encodes 683 amino acids. Gene Ontology annotation, cellular component: microtubule cytoskeleton. Gene Ontology annotation, biological process: negative regulation of microtubule depolymerization. The transcript has a single exon. Lineage: Eukaryota; Metazoa; Chordata; Mammalia; Perissodactyla; Equidae. The record is from RefSeq and is a predicted model, not a curated record.